Molecule: messenger RNA, 2199 nt
Organism: Amblyraja radiata (thorny skate)
Lineage: Eukaryota; Metazoa; Chordata; Chondrichthyes; Rajiformes; Rajidae
Gene: cyp1b1
Product: cytochrome P450, family 1, subfamily B, polypeptide 1
Exons: 1
Coding region: 81-1727 (548 amino acids)
Biological process (GO): hormone biosynthetic process; progesterone metabolic process
Molecular function (GO): steroid 17-alpha-monooxygenase activity; iron ion binding; heme binding
Source: RefSeq, a predicted model, not a curated record
UGAUAUUUUUGUCCGGGGUGUGUGGGAGGGUGUGAAGUUUUGUUUUUGCUGGCCUUCCAACAACAUCUGAAGACAAGACGAUGCUGUCCAACGGGAGCUCUGUGUUGGGGCAGUUUAUGGAGAUGGAGGUGGCGUGGGCGAGGGAGAUGGCCAAAGUCAGGGUACAACUGUGGCUGGCUGUGGCAUUGUCGGCGCUGCUGGCUCUGCAGGUGUGGAGGAGGCUGAGGCGGCAGGCGGUGGCGGCGGCAGCGGACUGGGGUCGCCCUACUCUCCCCGGCCCUUUCCCCUGGCCUGUGAUCGGUAACGCGGCUCAGCUCGGCCGCCUGCCCCACUUGUCUCUGUGCGGGAUGGCGCGGAGAUACGGCGACCUGUUCCGCAUCAAGCUGGGGAGCCGCACGGUGGUGGUGCUGAACGGGGAGGAGGUGAUCCGCCAGGCGCUGGUCAGGCAGGGAGCCGACUUCUCCGGCCGCCCGGACUUCACCUCGUUCGGGGUGGUGAGCGGCGGCCGGAGCCUGGGUUUCGGGAGACACAGCGACUUGUGGAAACACCACCGCAAAUUGGCCCACUCCACCGUGCGGGCUUUCUCCACGGGCAACGCCGACACUAAGAAGGCUUUCGAGGGCCAUGUGGUGUGCGAGAUGUACCAGUUGAUCCUCCUGUUCGUGGACAGGAGCCGGGAGGGGGCUUACUUCGACCCGUGGACCAGCGUGGUGGUGGCCGUGGCCAAUGUCAUGUGCGCCGCGUGUUUCGGCAAACGCUACGGACACGGGGACACCGAGUUCCAGGCGCUGCUGUCCAGGAACGACCGCUUCGGCAGCACGGUCGGGGCGGGCAGCCUGGUGGACGUGAUGCCCUGGCUCCAAUACUUCCCCAACCCCGUGCGCUCCGUCUUCCACGAGUUCAAGCAGCUCAACCGCGAGUUCUACGCCUUCGUCAAAGAGAAAACCAAGGAGCACCGCCUCACAUUCCGCCCCCAGCGCGUCCGAGACAUGCUGGAUGCCUUCAUCCGGAUCAUUGACCACAGGGGGGGCACCGACCUCAGCAGUCACUAUGUGGCGUCCAGCCUCGCCGACAUCUUCGGCGCCAGCCAGGAUACUCUAUCCACCGCCCUCCACUGGAUGAUUCUCUAUCUCAUCUGGAAGCCCGAGGUGCAGGAGAAGAUCCAGGAGGAGGUGGACAGGGUGGUGGGGAGACAGCGUAUCCCCACGGCGGAGGACGAGCCUCGCCUGCCCUACCUGGUGGCCUUUCUCUACGAGACCAUGCGCUUCAGCAGCUUCGUAGCGCUCACCAUCCCACACUCCACCACCAAGGACACCUCCCUCAUGGGCUACCGCAUCCCCAAGGGCACGGUGGUCUUCGUCAACCAGUGGUCGGUCAACCACGACCCCCGCGGCUGGAGCCAGCCCGACCUCUUCGACCCGUCCAGGUUCCUCGACGCGGACGGCGCCAUCAACAAGGACUUGACCAGCCGAGUGAUGAUCUUCUCGCUCGGGAGGAGGAGAUGCAUCGGCGAGGAGUUGUCCAAGGUGCAGCUCUUCCUCUGCCUGUCGCUGCUCACCCACCAGUGCGCCUUCAAGGCCAACCCCGCCGAAGAGAUUACAUUGGAUUUUAAAUAUGGCCUGACCUUAAAGCCCCACACCUUCACCAUCAAUGUCGCGCUGCGGGACUCGAUGGAGCACCUGCAGUCGGCGGCGGAGAGAAUACAACAGGAGGAGGACAACCAGUGAACACAGGGUGGGACUCAAGUAACUUUCAAUUCGUCUUGUUUCUAUUAAGCGGUUCAAUCCCAUUUCCCUAAUCUGGUCUGCGCCGUUUGGCGACCCUUCACUCCCACACGGCACCCGGAGCAAAUCCUAACCCAUUUCGGCAAAGAUUGGGGUGUGUGCAUGUUUGCAUUUAGGGGUGACCCUCGCCGGACUGACCCCUGUGCAUGAGGGGGUGGAUAAUGUACAGAAAUGUGUGUUUUAUUCUCAAAAUGUUGUGUUUACAUUUAGUUUGGCCCGACGCCAAUUCCAUUGGCAAUCCUUUCUCUCGCACGAACCCAACCGAGUUAUUCUAGAGAGUCGUCACACACUCCCAAAUCCAGGACAAGGGGUCACAGUUUAAGGAUAAGGGGGAAAUUCUUUAGGACCGAGAUGAAAAAAACAUUUUUCACGCAGAGAGUGGCGAAUCUCUGGAACUCUCUGCCACAGAAGGUAG